UGUACGAGCUCUGUCAGUGGAACCGAGGUCCCCUCGGGCUAGGGCUAACCACGGAGCAGUGGCGCGCGGCGGCUAGGGAAAGCGCGCUCGAUAUCCAACGCGAUCUUGCGGUAAGGCGGCUCCUAGAAUCCGGGAAUGCGGAGGCGGCGGCGAUAGAACAAGCCGCCUAUCGCCGCCGCGCGGAUUGGCCAGGUUUACACUGCGGCCCAGCGAUGUUCGCCGCGAUGCUCGACUCGGAGGAGGAUGGAUGGUGGGAGGCGGUGAAUCCCAGCUCGGACAGCGAAGGAGAGGGCUCUCCAGGGUUUUGCGGUACGGAUUGCUUCGACCAGCUGCCCGACUCGCUCCUCGUGUUGAUCCUCAACAAGGUGGGCGAUAUCAAGGUGCUGGGGAGGUGCUGCGCCGUUUCCAAGCGAUUCCAGGCGCUGGCCGCCCACGUCGAGGACGUGACCGUCAAGGUCGACUGCGUGAUCUCGGGCGAGGACUGCAACUUGAGCGGCAAGAGCAAAGGCUUCCUUGGCCAGCUGAUGCGAUUGGUCUUCGGGAGCUUCGUGAGGCCGCUCCAGCUCCUCCAGCACUUCCUGGGGCCGAGGAAGAGCGCCGUCCUGGCCGAGGUCUCGCACCAUUCCCCCAGCGAGGUGCUCAAAAGCUUCAAGGUGAUCCGCCACUUGAGGAUCGAGCUCCCUGGUGGCGAGCUCGGGAUCGAGGAAGGGGUGCUGCUCAAGUGGAAGGCCGAGUUUGGGAGCACGCUGGAGAGCUGCGUCAUUCUCGGGGCCGCGUCCAUGGUGGAGGCCGAUGGAAAGUGGCCAGCAGCGAAGGAGCUCGAGGAGCCCGAGGAGGGUGGCGAUGGCGGAUGCAUCCCGGACUCGUUCUACACCGACGGGGGCUUGAAGAAGCGGGUGGUGUGGACGAUCAGCUCGCUCAUCGCUGCGUCAGCGCGGCACUACUUGCUCCAGCAGAUCAUCUCGGAUCAUCUGACGCUGGAGACGCUGGUUCUCACGGACGCGGACGAUCAGGGGCUGCUGUGCAUGAGCAAGCGGCAGCUCCACGACUUCAGGGACAAGCCGGUGGCGGCGUCCGCGUCGUCGAGCAGGACGCAGGUACCGGAUCUCAACAUGAAGCUCUGGUACGCGCCGAGCUUGAGCCUCCCCAAUGGCUGCUCCAUGAAAGGCGUGACGCUGGUGGCCAUUCGGCCGAGCGAGCGGCCGACCACCAAGGAGGACGAUGGUUUCAUAGCUCGAGCUUUCGGGGAGCCGUUCAAGACCGCCGCUUGCCUGCUUGCGAGGCGCCGGACUUACUUGCUGGAGAUGAAUUCCUUCUGACGAGAAUGACUGGAUCAUCGUUCUUUCAUCCGGCUGUGGAUGAAAAGCCCCAUGGAAAGUUUCGCGUGGCCAAAGUGGCCACUGUAUCUGUAAUUAUUCUAGAGUACUUCCAUGCAAGAUGUAUUUUUAUGCAAGAUCGUCACAGAAGAUCUGUCCUUCAUUAGUUCCAAAGAUUCCAGCCAACUUUA
Molecule: messenger RNA, 1507 nt
Organism: Selaginella moellendorffii
Lineage: Eukaryota; Viridiplantae; Streptophyta; Lycopodiopsida; Selaginellales; Selaginellaceae
Product: F-box protein At5g46170
Exons: 1
Coding region: 213-1319 (368 amino acids)
Molecular function (GO): protein binding
Source: RefSeq, a predicted model, not a curated record